Closterium sp. Yama58-4 is the source of this 720-nucleotide messenger RNA. Lineage: Eukaryota; Viridiplantae; Streptophyta; Zygnematophyceae; Desmidiales; Closteriaceae. The record is from the annotation of a GenBank genome assembly.
AUGUCGAAUCGCGCUUCCGCGAAGAGAUCGCGUCAGCGCCGUCAGGUGCGGCUGGAGGAGCUCGAAAUUCAGUCCGCGAAGCUUAAGAUGGAGAACGCUGCAGUGCAGCGGCGGCUGACCGAAGCAACCGACAAAAUUCGUCGCUUCCAGGAGCAGAACGCGAAUCUGGAACGCGAGCUUAAGCGGCUGCGGAAAGAGCUGGAUGAUUCCAAUGGUGGAAGCAACGCGGGAGCGGCGGGGUCGACUCUGUCGCAAGACAGCAAGCCGUCGUCGCCAGAGAAAGAGUCUGCUCUGUCGUCCCCUCUCACGGCUGUUACGGACGGGCUGGCCGGCGAAGACUCCAAGGGACCGGGAAAGCGGAAGAGAAUGGAGAAGAGCGCGACGGAUGUUAAUGAUUCUCCAGAUGAUUAUUCGGAUCCGGUCCUCCUUCCGGCCGUUAACGGUGUUGUGAAAGCUGAAUCGCUCUUUUUGAGUGAGCAGGGCGAUGUGGGUACGGACGGUGAGGAUGAGUCGGAUUGCCAGCUAUCUGAUUCCACGGCGAUCACACCUGCUGAGGGAGCUGCAGCUGCGCUUCCCGCGGGUGAUGUGAAGGCAAACCCUGUUGCUCCUGCAGGCGGGUAUCAGCUGAUGGGCCGCGACAUGGACGUUGCUGAUGGGGAGUUCUUCGCGACCCUGAUUGAUUGCUUCGACGGAAAGCCCAUGGAGGGAUUGUUUGUGUGA